AUACCAGGCAUAGCCAGCAUGUCAGCGCAGUUAACUUGCAGCGGGCUGUGAGGAAAGCGAGUGCGGCUUUGUCCUAGGAAAUGUGCUUCGUGUUUUGCUUUUUUCACUCCUUUUUUAUUUCGAAGAAAGAUUUGUAAAGACUUCUGAAACGUUUUUAAGUGCUCGAUUGAGGAUACAAAACAUACACCGUCUACAAUUAAGCCCUUGAAGGGUUUUUGUGUUUGAUUUUUCGUGCGUGUUUUUUUUUCUCUUUUUCUUUCUUUCUUCUUCUUCUUCUUCUUCUUUUUUUUUUUUUUUUUUUUUUUAACUUUUACAUACUUUGUUUUGAUCAUCUGAGGCUGGGCCUCACAGUCUUUGUGAAGUUUGAGAAGAGCCAGGAGCUACUCAGUAAUAAUUGAUUUUUUGAAACAUACUCUUUGGGGCAAAAGCAAAGAGCUGGUUUUCUGUGCGAGCCCGAUAAAUGCUAUUUAUGAAGAUGGACCUGUUGAACUACCAGUACUUGGACAAGAUGAACAACAAUAUCGGCAUUCUCUGCUACGAAGGUGAAGCUGCUCUCAGGGGAGAACCCAGGAUGCAGACCCUCCCUGUGGCAUCUGCCCUCACCAGUCACCGCACAGGCCCUCCGCCCAUCAGUCCCAGCAAGCGGAAGUUCAGCGUGGAGCAAGGGGACGACGACCUGGACUGUGAAAACGACCAUGCUUCUAAGAUGAGUCGCAUCUUCAACCCCCAUCUGAACAAGACUGCCAAUGGAGACUGCCGAAAAGACCCCCGGGAACGGAGCCGUAGCCCCAUCGAGCGUGCCGUGGCCCCCACCAUGAGCCUGCACGGCAACCACCUGUACACGUCCCUCCCCAGCCUCAGCAUGGAGCAGCCCCUUGCUCUGACCAAGAACAGCAUGGACACCAGCAGGCCGGCUGGCAUCUCGCCCACGCUGACCCCAGUGGAGCGGCAGCAGAACCGGCCUUCGGUGAUCACGUGUGCCUCGGCCAGCACCCGCAACUGCAACCUCUCCCACUGCCCCAUUGCGCACAGCGGCUGUGUGGCGGCCGGACCAGCCAGCUACCGGAGGGCCCCGAGCUCCACCACCACCUGUGACCCCGUGGUGGAGGAGCACUUCCGCAGGAGCCUGGGCAAGAACUACAAGGAGCCUGAGCCAGCGCCCAACUCAGUGUCCAUCACAGGCUCCGUGGACGACCACUUUGCCAAGGCCCUGGGCGAUACGUGGCUUCAGAUCAAGGCAGCCAAGGAUGGCGCGUCCAGCAGCCCUGAGUCAGCCUCGCGCAGGGGCCAGCCAGCCAGCCCCUCCGCGCACAUGGUCAGCCACAGUCACUCCCCCUCCGUGGUCUCAUGAAGGGAGUGCCACCCUCAAACAAGAUGUCAAUCUGCAUGGUUUGCCUGAGCUUUGAACAGUCAGUGCUUAAAAAAAACAAAAACAACAAAAAAAAAAUUGUCUGGGUGGGGUAGGGGGAAGGGUAGGGAAGGGAUGGUUUAUUCGCAAAAACCAUGUCGUUGGAUUUUUGUUCUGUUUUUGUACUUGCUUGGUUUAAUACCAGGGGCCCUCAAACUCGAUACCGGGAGCUGCCCGUGGACCAUCUAACCUAGCGUCCUGCCUUCCUGCCUCAGUUACCAAAGAAACCUCUGAUGCAGGUCUGCUGCCCCGUCCGGGGCCAGGACUCCACGGCGCACGCUUUCUCAGUCACAAGCCAUGACGUUGGUGACCCAGAUGCUUCGUGCUUUUCAAUUUGCUUCUCGAGACCGGGGUGUGUGUGUGGCUUCGCUUCCAUUGCGUGUUUGGUCCGGGCCGCAUGUGAGUGCGUCUGCGUGCGUGCGUCUACUUGAAGAGAACAGAGAACUGUCGCGUCUGAUUUGCACUAUUGGAGGAGGGCUUCAGUUGCCUGCCUGACAGCUUUCUGUGAGAUGCUAGUACUCUGAGGGCAAACUGCUGAAAAACAAAGGGUUUAAGGAUGA
Molecule: messenger RNA, 1968 nt
Organism: Mustela lutreola (European mink)
Lineage: Eukaryota; Metazoa; Chordata; Mammalia; Carnivora; Mustelidae
Gene: VGLL4
Product: vestigial like family member 4
Exons: 5
Coding region: 461-1351 (296 amino acids)
Biological process (GO): negative regulation of DNA-templated transcription
Molecular function (GO): transcription coactivator binding
Source: RefSeq, a predicted model, not a curated record